AUGAAUUCUGUGGCUCAGCGGCUGGUAUAUUGCAAGCAUGGAUUGUUUGCUGAUGACAAAUAUAUAUACUCUCACUUCUUUUUCUAUCAGCUGCAUGAUGCUAUCUGGAGGGUCAACUCGGAUGCACAAUCAGUCGCUGACUGGGCAAGAGACCAUGGAUUGGAAAUCAACCUAGCUAAAACAAAGGCUAUGAUCUUGGGCUCUAAUAGUAAGUUGAAAAAGCUUGAGGACUUGGAUCUGCCACCAAUAGUAGUAAAUGGUGUCAUAAUACCCUACGUUAACUAUACCAAGUGCUUAGGUAUUCAGCUAAGCAGAAAUCUGUCAUGGAACUACCACGUCACUCAGAUAGUUAGUAAAGUGAACUCAGCUCUGCAUUGUCUCAAAGUAAGGGAAAAUAUCUUUUCAACUCCUAUAAGGAAACUACUAGUAUCAGCAACCAUCUUACCACUCGUUGACUAUUGUUCCGUUGUAUUGGUCGACUCAACUUCUGAUAACAAUUUAAAACUACAACGUGCGAUUAACUGCUCUAUCAGAUUUAUUUUUAAUCUCAAAAAAGAUGAGCACAUUACACCUUUCAGACAUGAGCUGGGAUGGUUGUCUGUAAAGUAUCGCCGAAUGUACUACAUAAGCUGUUAUUUUUACAAGUUACUUCAAGUUGAAAAGCUCAAGUACUUACGAGAGCUAUUCAUUGAAGACAUUGAUGUUAGACGUUCCAGUAGGCUAGCAGCUAAAAAACAUACUUCCUUCAAGAUACCUCAUUUUGCUACCACCUAUAUGGAACACUCCUUCUUGAUCUCCGUAAUUCGUCUGUGGGAAGAACUACCAGAAGAAAUCGUAAACUCAAGUAGCAGUGAAGUCUUCAAAAAUAAAGUUUUUGACUAUUCACUAAAUUUAGACAGUUGA
Messenger RNA from Cotesia glomerata, 903 nucleotides. RefSeq lists its product as uncharacterized. The record is from RefSeq and is a predicted model, not a curated record. The coding region runs from base 1 to 903 and encodes 300 amino acids. The transcript has a single exon. NCBI's taxonomy places the organism in Eukaryota, Metazoa, Arthropoda, Insecta, Hymenoptera, Braconidae.